This is a messenger RNA of Arctia plantaginis, 216 nucleotides long. Lineage: Eukaryota; Metazoa; Arthropoda; Insecta; Lepidoptera; Erebidae. The record is from the annotation of a GenBank genome assembly.
AUGUCUAGCGCUUCCGCGACAUCGUCUAAACGUGAGACACAAGCAACAGAAAUGGCGUUAGAAAUCGAAUCAAUCCGAGGAGUGACCAGAAGUCUUAAAUUAUACUUAAACCUUUUGAGAGAAUUUAAAAAAUGUUUAUUUCAAAUGAAUGAUAAUUUUAAACAUUUGGGCGAAGUAAAUAAACAGUGGUUGGAGACUUUGAAUAGUUCUAAGUGA